UCUCGUCGAAUCCAACUCGGAUGGGCAGCGUUCGGGAAGCUGCGGAACAUCUUGUAGCAAUUUUCGCUACCACCGACUACUCAGGGCUUCGCAUGAGACUCAAAAAUUAUUAUCUCGCCAGGGCGCCUUAUACUGUAUUUUUGUGAGAGAUAAAUAAAAUGUUUUCAGCAGUGAACAAGAUCUUUAUAUUUUAAAUUAAAUUAUCAUUCAUAUAUUCAGUGACACACUUAUUACUACUAACAGAUAUCUUUGAAUAUAGCUUUUAUACGUUUAAGUAUUAAGAUUAAAUGACGAACAUACAGUCAAUAACAGGUACAUACAGGUAUAUUUAUGUUAAUAUUCUAUAGAAACAACUUGUUUUAGCAAAUAUCUAACAAAAUGAAAUGCAAUUAAAGAUUUUCUUUUAAUGAAUCUACUGUAUACAAUUACAAAUCCUUUCUUAGGUCCAAGAAUCAGAAAUCCUGAACUUCGGAGGAGGCACUGGUUAAAUAUUAAGAAAAUACAGAUAUUACUUAGCUUAAAGACUCCGGGAACAUCUAGUUGCUUUCAAAUGUGGUUAAAUUUUUACGAAGGAUAUGCUGUCAUCAGUCGCACUCGUCUAGGUUGCAGAAUACAGAUCACCGGCUCAUACUACCAAACUUAUUCCUUUCAAUAUUUCCAGGGAAAUUCCGACCAGUACUAAUGAAUGAGUUUUUGUCUAUAUAUUAUACUAGCUUCCUCAAAGGACCUAGAAAUAAUUACACACACUUCCUAUAGUACCAUUAAAUGCCUAAUUUGAUCUACAACCUAUUGCAUUAAAUAUAUGGAACUUACCCGUUAAUCCGGGGAGAAAUAUCAAUUAACAAUUCUGGUCAUUUAAGAUUAUUAGCGCACUGACCACAGCUUUCUCAAAGGUCACGUUGCGACUGCCUUGAUGUACAAAAAUGCAAAAGCGAAAGAGAUCAGUUGCACCCGCGCAGAGCUAUUUAUAGUGCCGAAUUCUAAGUAAACACUAACAGAAGAUUUCGAUUCUCUAACCAUAUAAGGAGCGAAAUCCUCUCGGAAGUGGUAAGUCAAACCACGUCACAUCAAUUCGUUUUUAACGCGCGAACCAUACAUCAACUCAAUCUAUCAUAAAUUCCAAGAGCAACUGUCAGAUUCUCUUGACACGCACCUCUUGCUAUACUUACAGCACUCCUACAUUUGGUGAUUCACGUGAGUGACGAUAGAUGGCGCUAUAUUAAAAAAUUAAUAUUAUUGGUUAAAUUAUUUAUAAAAAUAUGAUGUUACAAUCUUCGCGUCCAAAAUACCUCAGUGCCUUAAGACGAAAGUCUUUAACCAGUGUGUGUUGCCAGUGAUGACCUAUGGCAGUGAGGCGUGGUCGUUUACUAUAGGUCUCAUAGGACGGCUCAAGGUCGCCCAGCGGGCAAUGGAGAGAGCUAUGUUUGGUGUUUCCCUGCGUGAUCGAGUCAGAAAUGAAGAGAUCCGCAGGAGAACUAAAGUCACCGACAUAGCUCGAAGAAUAGCCCAGCUGAAGUGGCAGUGGGCGGGACACAUAGCGAGGAGAACCGAUGGCCGUUGGGGCGGAAAGGUUCUCGAAUGGCGACCGCGUGCCGGACGACGCUCAGUGGGAAGACCCGCUACAAGGUGGACCGACGAUCUGGUGAAGGUCGCGGGAAAACGCUGGAUGCGGGCAGCGCAGGACCGAUCGUUGUAGAGAUCCUUGGGGGAGGCCUAUGUCCAGCAGUGAGCGUCGUACGGCUGAUAUGAUGAAACUUAAAUUUGACGACAGUGUAUCAUUGUCAUUCUCUAUACGGAAUGAAAAUGAGAGAUUGAUGUUAAAUUUAGUUUUAAGUUUAGAGAAUCACGCCUGUAUCGACACAAUUGUAAACUUUUUUAGAAGCAAUAAUAUUCCAUAUAAAAAUAAUCUAAUAGGUUUUGCAUCUGAUGCGGCAAACGCAAUGAUGGGACGUAAUAAUUCUGUUGUAAAAUUGCUGCAAAAUGAAAUUCCGAAAAUUUUUACACUUAAAUGCACCUGCCAUUCGUUUUAUAUGUGCGCGUCAUAUGCUUGUACCAAAUUGCCACGCUUUAUAGAGGAUCUUGUAAGAGACAUUUACAACUACUUUUCUUCUAAUAUGCUUUUCUUACAAUGAUUAUCUUUUAGCUGCAGAACAUAUAUUAUAGAAGAUCCAAGAUCCCACAACGAUAUUAUUUUUGAAAUUGUAGAUUUUGUAUUACCAUUAUUAACCUACUUAAAUAAAGAAACGCAAGCAGAACACCCGAAUAUUCAUAAAUUUAUAUGAAAAAAUAACUGGAACAUUAAAAACUAGUUUUGAUUUGUACUAUAUAAGAUAGCAACUGGUUUUAUUAAGAUUUCAAUAAAAGACUUCUAUUCCAUGUUGAAUUUAUUAAUUAAAGGUGCCUGUCCCAGAUUAGGUUAGCAUUGACUUAAGUGUCAUCAAAUGUUGCCAUACAUAUAUCACACAUGUCCCCUUUUUAUCUUUACAAACUCUCAUAAGUUAUUAAUGUAACAAACAUUUACUUUAAAUGUUAAGCUAUACAAUUAUUGUUUAUCAACUCUGGUCUUAUACAUAAUCAUAUGUUAUCAAAUUAUUUAAUCAACACUUUAUUUGGGAAUCCUUUGUCCAAAGAAUAUUGAUAAAAUAAAUAAUUAUACUUAAGUAUGAUUGUUAUAAAUUAGUCUGUAAGUUUUUUUUAAUAAAUAAACGAAUUUGAUUGAAUAUUAUGUUUUUGUCAAAUACUGAUUUUGGGUACAAAUAUACCGAUUUUAGCUGGCAAUUCUACCUCUAUGACGUUCGAGACCACGGACUUCGGUGAGUUCUUCGCGGGAUUUCAUCGAGUGCGGUGGCGUCUUAUUUUAAUUAUUCUUAAUAAUAAUAAUAUUCUUUAUUGUAUAACACCACAAUGGACAUAACAGUAAGAUUACACUGACAGAGAGACAUUACACAAUGGGCGGCCUUAUUGCUUAAUAGCAAUCUCUUCCAGGCAACCCAUGACGGAAAAUUAAAUAAGUAUAAAGAACAAAAAAAGGGGGAAGGCUGUAAGAGCAAUAUUAUAAAAUAAAAUAAAAACGGUAAUAAUAAUAUAGAUGCAUAUUUAUAUGAAAAAAAUAAAAAAUAAACAAAUAAAUAAAGGAAAGAGGUAUUUUUAAAGUAAAGAUAGGAAAUGUCGCUUAACUUGCUCACGGAACGAGUCCAGAGUGCGAGCCCUUUGUAUGGAUUCCGGUAAUGAAUUCCACAAGCGAACAGAAUGCACAGAGUAGGAGUAAGAAAGGAAAUCAGUCGAAUGACAAGGUAUUUCUAGAGUGAGAUUAGAAGAGGAGCGUAGAAUGCAUUGUGAAGAGGAUGAUCGAAAAGAGAAGCAUUGUUUUAGAUAAGGUGGAGAAGUAGGUAGGAAAAGUACAGAAUAAAGAAGCGUAAGAGUAUGUAAGUCCCUGCGCCGGCGAAUAGGGAGCCAGUUGAGUUUCGAGCGGAAGUGUGAUACAUGGUCAAAUUUACGGAGAUUAUAUAUAAAUCUGAUAGCUAUAUUCUGCAAACGUUCCAACCAACUUGCUUAGCAGUUCCUCAGAAAGAUCAGUGUAACAUACAUCAGCAUAGUCCAGAAUGGAGAGUAAAAGAGUAUGCACCAGAGUGAUUUUAGUACUGGUCGGCAAAAAGUUACGUAGUCGAUUAAGUGAGUUGUAUGCGGCAAAUAUUUUUUUUCUUAUAGAUUCGAGCUGAGGUUUCCAAGAGAAACAGUGAUCAAAUAUCACACCAAGGUUUUUGACAGUUGUGGAAAAGGGUGGUAGGGGUCUUAAAUUCGUUAUUAGUGGAUAUAUUGAAAUAAAAUUGGUGUGAUUUCACAAUCGUCUGCGCAACUCAAGUAUUAGUGGAAUCUUUAUAAUUAUUAUACACAAUUCCGGUCAAGUGGACGUGUGAUCUUUAUUGUAGUGUUGACUACCUCACAGAAGCAUAACGAAAAUCAAUUCGAUGCAUUUCGAGCCAAACACUUCAAGAAACAUUAAAAUGUUGGUGUGACGCAUAAAAAAAAAGAAAAUUAUUGUAAAUAAAGAUUAGGCUGUAUGGGCAUUGUUCCCUUUCCCUUCCAUAAAACGGGAGAAUCUUAUAAAAUGAAAAAAUCAAAACAUAAUGAAAACUGGUCUAAAUAUUCUACUCUUUCAUGAAAACCUCAGUAAUUAUUGAUGAAAACGGUCCUCACUGCAUCCUAAAUCUCUGAAUAAGUAGAUCAUACUGCGUAGCAGCAAAGAGGAUAUGUAAUAGGUGAUCAUAGACCAGCGUUUUUACAUUUUUAUGUAGAUAAAAUUCCACCAAACACACAAAUGGGCCUUCUCAGGGUCCAAAUUAAGCAGCAAUUAUUUGUAUACUUUACGGCGAAUAUGUGUUUAAUGGCAGAUUUUUGGACUAAUGCUGAAUAAAGGUGAGAUACACUUUAAUAUUAUAAUUAUUUGUUUACUGAUCUUCAUAGAGACAUCCAUGGAUACUUAGGUUUCUUUCAUAUUAAAUGUAGGCCAUGAUUAGUCACAAUUUUGAUUUUCAUUUUCAACAAAUUAUUCAACCAAAGAAGUUCCUUGUAUUUGCAAAAAGUCCUGUCAUAGCAUAAGCAGAGUUUAAAACAACAGACCAAACUCUCACUGGACAAACCUAGACAUAUAAACAACUAGUUAUAUUAAGAAGGAGUAUCAUUGAAGAAAUCUUACUAAAUAAGUUCACAGUACACCAGGAACUUUAUAAUCCGAGCACUGCUGUAAUCCGAACGUCCCACACCUGCCACAUUCCUUUGCCAGAAAAAUAAAGAUUUUACAUACCGAGUAACUGUGGGUUACUUUGACCUAAAAUGUGCACUAUUUUUUUCAAAUAAAAUUUUAGCUUCUCUUUGUGAUGAAUAUGUCAUGUUUAUAUCUUUCCAUUGUGAACUUUAAAGUAUAAGUUACAAAGUUAUCAUACGAAAAUAGGAAAAAAUAAUAUUUAAGGGUUAAUAUAUAUUUUUUUAAUUUUGGGCCAAAGUUGGCCCUAUAGAGGGUUACUUUAGCUUGUUGAGUUUUCUCUGUGAAAAAACUCAUUUUAAGCCAUGUUGGGGUUAAGUAACCCUUAUAACAGAUCACCAUUAGCAUACUGAAUACACAAAUGGAUGUUUUUGCCCAAAAAUAAUUAUGUUAAAUAAAAAAUAUAACUUUAUAUUUAGAAAAAAUAGUAAACUUACCGAAAACUACAGUUUUGAGAAAGUUUGCGCAUGAACUUGCAAACUAUUUCAGUUAUAAAUCCCGCAUUACAAUGACAAUUUGAUACAGGAACGAUGUCGGUAAAACAACACCACACUACGCGCCUAUAUGGCUAUCGGUGAUUUUCAACUGGAACUAUUACGGUCACCAAGAGAUACUGAUGGGGCGGCAAGUUCAAUAUUUUUUCUGAUUUGGGACAAAGUUACCCGCCCGAGCUAAAGUAACCCUCACUUACGGUAAUUUAUUUCACUGCACUGAUUGAACUAAAAGGGAACUGACAAAUUUGUUAACCAUGGCUUUAACAGCACAAGGAGAUGACAACAUUUCAAGCCAACAUUGACAACUUUUCCCGUGCAGGCUCUGGUAACACUGGUGCUGGCGCGGUGUUGCGUGGAGAUUUUUAUUUUGCCGAAGUUUCUUAGAUAAUAUAUAUUACCAAUAAUAAACGGUACCUACGAUGGCUAGACGCUACCGGGAUGCGGCUGCCAAAUUGCAACAAAAUGUGCAAAAACAUUUGAAAGAAAUGAAGGAGCUAUCUUCUUCUGAAGAUGAGGAGCCAUACGAGUCUAGUGUGUUGGACGGGGUACUUCAUUCCUACAGAUGCAGUGGCGGUGACGUCCAUAUGCUGGAUCGAACUAGGCAUCUAUUGGAAGAGGCUAUUUGCGGUAGAUCUGUUACAUGCCUCAUUUGCUUAAGUUCAAUAAAGCGAACCGAUGCUAUUUGGACCUGUGAUCAUUGUUAUUGUUAUUUUCACUUGUCUUGUAUACAAAAGUGGGCCAAUGAUAGCGUCAGUCUCAGAAACGAAGAAACUCAUGGUUCCAUUGCCUUGGUUGUGCCUAGAAAGAUUGAAUGGUGCUGUCCAAAAUGCCGUCAAUCAUAUGGCAAAGAUGCUAUACCUCGACGGUACAGGUGUUUUUGUGGGAACACUGAUGAUCCUAAAAAUCACCCAUGGCUUACACCACACACGUGUGGGGAGGUAUGUGGUAAGCGAUUAUCUACUGGAGAGAGCUGUAAGCACAAGUGUCUUUUGCUCUGCCAUCCUGGACCAUGCCCUCCAUGCCCUCAAUCUGUAAAUGGGACAUGUCACUGUGGCAAAGAAUGCAAGAAAGUAAGAUGCAGUGCUGCAAAGUGGUCCUGUGGACAACCUUGUAGAAAAAAGUUAUUGUGCAACUCACACAAAUGUGAAAAUGUUUGCCAUGAAGGAGAUUGUGCUCCUUGCAGUUAUGUUAGCAUCCAAUCUUGCUGUUGUGGUUCAGAAAAGACUAAGAGGCCAUGUAAUGAUCCCUCAUGGCAUUGUGAAAAAGUUUGCAACAAACUUUAUACUUGUGGCUACCAUAAAUGCUUGAAAGUAUGUCAUUCAGAUGAUUGUGGAUUGUGUCCAAACUCUGGCAUGAGAUCCUGCCCAUGUGGAGCAAAUAGAAAGUAUGUAGAGUGCCCUGAUAGCAUAGAAACAUGCCUAGGAACUUGUGGUAAAAAAUAUGAGUUCUGUGAACAUACAUGUCCAGAGAAAUGCCAUAAGGGCCAUUGUCCCCCUUGCCAAGUUUUGAUAGAAAAACAGUGUCAAUGUUUGGCACAUACUAGAAUGCUACCAUGCAGCAAAGAAUACAAGUGUGAAACAAAAUGUAGGGGAAUUAGACCUUGCGGUAAGCAUGGAUGUAGUAGAAAAUGUUGCAAUGGAGACUGUCCACCUUGUGAGAAAAUAUGUGACAAACCUUUGCAAUGCGGCAGACACAAAUGCACAAUGGUGUGUCACCGUGGACCUUGCUAUCCUUGCCCAAGAGAGUCUAAAGUGACUUGUAGAUGCAAGGAAAGUUAUGUAACAGUUCCUUGUGGGAGAGAGAAACAUAUCAAACCUCCAAGAUGUAGCCUGCCUUGUAAAAUGAAAUACAAAUGUGGCCAUAUUGAAGAGAAUAAACACCCUUGCCAUUUUGGGGACUGUCCCCCUUGCAAAGCAAUCUGUAGUAAAACUUACAUGAAAUGCAACCACCAAUGUAAUGCUGUUUGCCAUGAGUAUGUGGCAGUAGUUUUUAAACAAGUUGAAAAACCUGCAACUCCUUGGGAAAUCACUCCACCAAAAACAAAAAUAAUGACUUUAGACUGCCCGCCAUGUGAAACGCCUGUAUCUGUUAUUUGUUUUGGCGAACAUGAGACAGAAAUGCAACCCUGUCAUUCUGCUAAAAGAAGCUGUUGUGGAAGAAAAUGUGCCCGACCUUUGGAGUGCGGCAAUCAUUCCUGCUCCUUACUAUGUCACUUGUAUGCUUUGAAUUCUGAAUAUCCAAAUGUGCCUUAUAAAUGUAAACAGUGUGAAAGAGAAUGUACAGCGAUCCGCCCUGAGAAAUGUCUUCAUAAGUGUGCUAUACGGUCCUGUCAUCCAGGGUCAUGUCCACCCUGUGACAUAUUAGAGCGUAUUCCAUGCCAUUGUGGUGUGACCGAGCUAUAUUUGAGAUGCCGUGAAGUUGCAAAUGCUACAGAAGAAAUUUUGUCUUGCAAACAACAAUGUCCAAAGAACUUGGAAUGUGGUCAUCGUUGCCGAAACCAAUGUCAUUCAGGAAGCUGUCAGCUCAAGCAAGUCUGCAGUAAAAAGACUAAAAUUUAUUGUAAAUGUGGUAAUUUGCGCAAAGAGGCUCCUUGCAACCUCGUGAGAAAUGGAGAAGUAAAUAUAAUUUGUGAUGAGUCUUGUGAAGCAAAGAAGUUGGCUGCUAAGCUAGAGAAAGAGCAAGAAGAACAGAGAUUGAGAGAAUUGGAAGAGGAGAAGAACCGUAAAGAGUUGUCAGAGUAUGAAUGGAAGUUAAGCGGCAAGAAGAAGAAGUAUAAAGAAAAGAAAGUUGUUCAACACAUAGAUAAUAGGAAUGUUUUCCAAAAAUACUGGAUCCUUAUCUUAUCAAUACUUGUCACAUUGGUUGGCAUUGUAUACAUGAUAAUGCAAGCUUCAUAUUGAAAUGGACAUUUACAAUACUAUUUUUUUUAUUAUGACAAUAUCUGUAAGGCCUAUUUUCACCAGUUUAUUCAGUCCUUUAAUGGAAAACUCUUCAAUCUGUAGAAGAGUGAACCGACGGAUCGUAAUGACUUGUGUGCUGAUUCAAGGGCUUUUUUAAAUUAUUUUAACCAACAAUAUUGAAAUUGAUUUUAUCACAUAGGUAUAUACGAAACAUUGUAUAAUUUUUGGGCAAGUGUAAAUGCCAAUUGUAUCUUUUAUUACUAUAAAUUGUUAUUGUUUUUAUUUCUAAGAUUUGUUAAAGCUCAUAUAAUGGAUAAUGUUCCAAAGAAUAUUGUUAGAUUUAAAGGUGUGUGUAAGAUACAUAACCUUUUUGUAUGUUUUUGUAAGACAUAGCUUGAAAGUAUAUUUAGAACAUAUAUACUUCUGGACACAUCUAUUGAUCCAAUAAGAGUUAUAAGUUUCAAUGGUCUGUAGAUAAGAUAUAUGUUUAAGGUUGAGCAAUAAUUUAAGAAACAUGAAAAGAUGGUUAAUACAUCAGAUCAAUACUGCUUAGGUAAUAACUUCUUGCUCAAUGUACAAUUUAGCUUUAGCUAGGGACCGUCAAAACAUAAAAUGCUAGGUGGGCCGAUAGAUGUGUUCGGAAGUGUACUUGUUCUGUUCUGUGGUUAGUAGAACCAAGUUAUUAAAAUGUAAUAAUCCGUCCAAUGAUGUAAGAAAAAAAUACUUUUGUAAAUUAGGUGGAACCCAGUGAAAUAGUUUGAUGCUAUUUUCUAAGGUUUAAUGCUCAUAUUCCAAUAUUAUUGUCUGUAGACAACUGGAGCAAAUCAUGAGUGGGGCUCCCGUUUUAAAAUACGCUCCUGGACAGGACCAUAGAUUUUUUUCUUAAGAUAUUUUUGCUUUCAAAAGGGUAUAUGCUUUCAUUAUGUUAUGUCUGGGUGUUUUAAUUAUGUUAUUUUAGUCAGUUUGCAUUUCUAUACCAAUAAAUAAAUAAUCGAUAUAGGUAGAUUGAAAUAAUUGUACUGUACUGAUUAUUAUUUCUAUUAGAUUAAACGGGAAAUGUUUUAAUAUGACUUUUAUAAAUUAAAUAGGUUGUUAAUGCAAAAACUGUUUUUUGUUUAUUGGUACCUAAACCUUUCUAAAACAAUAGUAAUAAGUUAACGUAAAUGUCCA
Messenger RNA from Chilo suppressalis (striped riceborer), 9326 nucleotides. NCBI's taxonomy places the organism in Eukaryota, Metazoa, Arthropoda, Insecta, Lepidoptera, Crambidae. The record is from the annotation of a GenBank genome assembly.